Messenger RNA from Anneissia japonica, 1326 nucleotides. RefSeq lists its product as uncharacterized. The coding region runs from base 1 to 1326 and encodes 441 amino acids. The record is from RefSeq and is a predicted model, not a curated record. Lineage: Eukaryota; Metazoa; Echinodermata; Crinoidea; Comatulida; Comatulidae. The transcript has a single exon. Gene Ontology annotation, molecular function: nucleic acid binding; zinc ion binding.
AUGGGACAAAUUGAAAUGGGUAGUUUUUCCGGUCGUUCAAAUAGCAGUAAUGAUUCAGAGAUCACUCAUAACAUUAAAUGGGUUCCAAAAUUUAAUGAAGAGGAGGUUGAAUCUUACUUCAUGGCGUUUGAGAAAGUGGCGAAUAGGCCUAAAUGGCCUGCCAAGGAUUGGACUGUGUUAUUACAGACAGGUUUAAUUGGGAAAGCUCAGGAAGUUUUUUCCUCAUUGUCAGAUGAUCUGUGUGAGAGCUAUGAAACUGUUAAAAAGGCGAUUUUGGAGGCCUAUGAAUUAGUGCCGGAGGCUUACAGACAAAAAUUUCGCAAUCUGAAGUAUGUAGAUAUGGAAUUUGCUAGAAAGAAGCAAGUUUUGUUUGGUAGAUGGUGUACUUCCGAAGGUGUUAAUGGGGAUUUUAACCAACUUAGAGAGCUCAUACUCGUUGAAGAGUUUAAAAAUUGUUUGUCUUCAGAGGUGCGAACACACUUGGAAGAAUGGAAAGUUAAUGAGUUGAUGAAGGCAGCCACCAUGGCUGAUAAUUUUGUGUUGACACAUAAGUCAGUGAAUAAGAUUUCACAUAAUGAUGAUACCUUUCGCGGUGCGAAAUUGAACACAGCUAAUAGAAAUCAGUCUGGUUUUACUACAAGUAGUGGUAAAGGAUUUCAAAGGCCCUUGCGAGAUAUUGUUUGUUAUUACUGUAAAAGAAAGGGUCAUGUUAAGUCAGAUUGUUGGUUGUUGCAGAAAAAGAAAGGUGAUGUUAAGCUUUUUCCAAAUGCGUUUUUAAGUGUCAUGAACACACAUAAUGAUGUUGUGGAUCACACAGUUAAAUUUAAAUCAUCAGAUGCAGAAAUGUUAAAGAAACAGUUUCAACCUUUUAUUUCAAAUGGGACUGUGGCAUUGGUCAGUGGUGAAAAAGAUUAUCCAAUUAAGGUUUUGCGAGAUACGGAUGCUGCGCAGUCGUUGUUGUUGUCGUCUGUUUUACCAGUGUCUGAUGAGUCGUCAGCUGGAGCAAAUGUGCUUGUCCAAGGUAGCUUUAAAGAAGUGCCUCUUCAUGUUGUUGACCUUCAAACAGACUUAGUUAAAGGGAGAGUAGUUGUUGGAGUUGUUCCAACUCUACCGGUUGAAGGAGUCACAUUUCUUUUAGGGAAUGAUCUCGCGGGAGAAAAGGUAGUUCCAAAGCCUUUGUUGUCAAAACAUCCUGUUGAAGACACGCGCACCAUAGAGUUAGUUGAGGAAUUUCCUCAUGUGUUUGCUACUUGUGUGGUUACUCGCUUUGUUGGUAGAACAAAAAUAGGGAUCCUGAGAUUUUGUCGCUUAGUCAGCAGUUUCUGA